Messenger RNA from Nerophis lumbriciformis (worm pipefish), 8286 nucleotides. It is a transcript of the gene nfixb, whose product is annotated as nuclear factor I/Xb. Gene Ontology annotation, molecular function: DNA-binding transcription factor activity, RNA polymerase II-specific; RNA polymerase II cis-regulatory region sequence-specific DNA binding. Gene Ontology annotation, biological process: regulation of transcription by RNA polymerase II. Lineage: Eukaryota; Metazoa; Chordata; Actinopteri; Syngnathiformes; Syngnathidae. The record is from RefSeq and is a predicted model, not a curated record. Gene Ontology annotation, cellular component: nucleus.
CAAACAAAAUAACCAAUAGAUUACCCGAUUAUUUAAAGAAUCGGUAGCUGCCCUCGGAACUCAUUGAAGCUUUUAAGUGAUUACUCGAAUAAUCGAACAAAAAUAAUCCAUGAUUAUUAAAAUAAUCAGAAGCUGCUCCAAAACGCAUUGAGGCUAUACAUUGUCUUUAAUCAGAGUACCCGAUUGGUCAAACAAAAUAAUCGACAGAUUACUCGAUUAAUCGGUAGGUCACAUUUGUUUGAUCGUCUCAGUGAUACGGGACAAAGUUUGUCCCUUUCCAGCUCGAUACAGUUUCUCGUAGCGGUGUGUCUUCGGUGGGAACAGUGUGGGGUCUAAAUCUUCGGACUCGCGGGUGUGACGGUCACUUGGCUCGCAACCGUCACGGGGGGUUUCCGCGGGACGCGUGUAAGUCCUGGAUUCAUCGGCGACACAUCACGCUCCGCUGAGCGUUCAUCCUGUGUUGAAACAGCUGAGGCGGUUUUGUUUUUGCCCUCCCUCGCCGCCUUCCUCUCCAAAAAUUGGUAACCGUGUCUGCGUUUUUAGCGCACCCCCCCAACCCGCCUUGUACCCCGGAAUCCUCUCGCCAUUCAUGCGUGUGGUGUGUGCGCGGCGGGUUGGUUUCCCCCUCUUUGUUUGCUGUGGUGGAAAAAAAAAAAAAAAACCCGUGAGCAGAUGCGGGUGGCGGCGGCGGUCUGGAGGGAUUCUGAAGCUGUGCGUCCAGCUCCGUGCCAUCCUCUGCCAAGGUGGCAUUAUGCGAGCAGAGCGGGGAGGGGGGAGUGCGGGGAGGCGAUGGCGGCCACAGAGGUGCAGUCAGGGCUCGGGACGAGGGUCGACUUACUCCCUUGAACUUUGUCUCCGUGUCAGAGUGGAACUUGUCAAUUUGGGGAAUUGCGUGGCGUCGGACAAGGCUGCACAAUCUCCUAUCCCACCCCCCCCACGCCACCGACCCUUCCUCCUCCUCCUCCUCCUGCUCCUCUUCCUCACCCCCCCUCCUCCUCCUCCUCCUCCGACUCUCUCUAUCUCUCCCCUCCCCUUUUCCAGCUCUUGAAGCUAACGUAUUGGCUGGGCUUCCAGGCGCGGCGUUGCCAAAUAGGUGGGCCUUACUCGCGCUGGCAGAGGCUCAAGCAAUGGUCGGGGAAAGAGCGCGGCGAGGACGAGCGACGGCGACGGGGAGAACAGAAAGGGAAAGAGAGAGAGUUGGAGAGAAAAGGGGGGAAAAAAGAAGCUGCAGUCGGCUUUGCCAGCGGUCGUAUGCGCUCGUCCAACAUUGAUUCGGCUCUCUAUCCACCCCCCCCCAACCCUCCACCCCACCUCUAUCCUGUGCCGCCACCCCCCGCUUGCCUCUCUGUGCAUGUGUGUGUGUGUGUGUAUGUGUGUGCGUGUGUGUGUGUGUGAGCCUUGCACCAGGCCCUGGGAUCAGAACCACCACCAAUUUACUCCUUGCCAAGGAUUUUGUAUUCAAGUUUUUGGGUUGUUUUUUUUUUGCACAACGGAUGAUUUAAUUUUUAAGUGAAUCAUCGCCGUUCUUUUUUCUUUUCAACCCCCCCCCACACACCUCAAUACUCUUGAAUAUUCUAUUUUUACCGGACAAUCCUUUUUGCCAAAUUAUUGCGGUAAAACCUGAAUUUUUUCCAGAUUUUUUUCUUUUCCAAAUUUUAAAAGCUAAUUAUUUUUGACAUCUCCUCCAAUUUUUUCUCUCUCCCGCCAUUAAUUCUCCACUCUUUGCCAAACCAGCACUUGCUUUACAUUUGGGAGCGCGGAAGAAUUUUUUUUUCUAUUCUUUUUUUUUUCUCACUUUUAACGCUGUGCCAAAUUUAUGAUGAGAGUGCAAAAUGGUAACUACCAGGCCGUCUGUCUUCUUCUAGCCGUGCGCUGUUCUGUCUGCUUUCAGUGUGUUGUGGAAAUGUGAGUCUGCUUGUGGAGCUCCCUUUUUAUUUUUUGCAUGAUAGCGCAGACAGGAAGUGGUAUGGCUGAUCUUUUAGCGGCACAUUUCAACAGUGGUCUUGUGGCGGAAAGGCUUGGCGAUGGUGAGCGACCGGUGUGUGGCAACCCUGCCACGGGAGCGCUAUGGCGAGAUCUGGGCUUUGUUGCCCAGAGAUAUGUAGUGAAGGAUGAAUUUCAUCCCUUCAUCGAGGCCCUCCUCCCCCAUGUCCGUGCCUUCUCCUACACCUGGUUCAACCUGCAGGCCCGUAAGCGCAAGUACUUCAAGAAGCACGAGAAGAGGAUGACCAAGGACGAGGAGCGCGCGGUGAAGGACGAGCUGCUGGGCGAGAAGCCCGAGAUCAAGCAGAAGUGGGCCUCGCGCCUCCUGGCCAAGCUCCGCAAGGACAUCCGGCCCGAGUUCCGCGAGGACUUUGUGCUCACCAUCACGGGGAAGAAGCCGCCGUGCUGCGUGCUGUCCAACCCCGACCAGAAAGGCAAGAUCCGCCGCAUCGACUGCCUCCGCCAGGCCGACAAGGUGUGGCGGCUGGACCUGGUGAUGGUCAUCCUCUUCAAGGGCAGCCCUUUGGAGAGCACGGACGGGGAGCGGCUGGUCAAGUCGCCCCAGUGCUCCAACCACGGCCUGUGCGUCCAGCCGCACCACAUCGGAGUGACGGUCAAGGAGCUGGACCUCUACCUGGCCUACUUUGUCCACACACCAGAACAAUCGGGACAAUCAGACAACUCUAACCAGCAAGGAGAGACGGACGUCAAGCCCCCGCCGAACGGCCACUUGAGUUUCCAGGACUGCUUUGUGACUUCAGGGGUGUGGAACGUAGCCGAGCUGGUCCGCGUGUCGCAGACCCCAGUCGCUACGGCAACUGGCCCAAACUUCUCCCUGGCUGACCUGGACAGUCCUGGGUACUACAACAUCAACCAGGUGACCCUGGGACGGCGCUCCAUCACCUCCACACCCUCCACCAGGACUGAAAUGGAGCUUUAUGCAAGUCUCCCACGGAGCUCCAACAAGCGCAAGUCCAUCGACGACAGCGAGAUGGAGAGUCCCGUGGACGAUGUCUUCUACUCGGGCCGCUCGCCAGCGGCCGGCAGCAGCUCACAGUCCAGUGGCUGGCCCAAUGAUGUGGACGCAGUGCAGCACCAUUUGGCCAGUGUGCAGGAGAGGAAGAUUAAGCAUGAGAGCGAUGGAGUGCAGUUUCCUUACCAUGGACUGUCAUCGCCUGGUUCUCUUAAGAAGCCGGGGAAAUUCGAUUUCAGCGCCCUGUCCUCCCAGACGAGGUCCCCCCGCAUGGCGUUCACCCACCACCCACUGCCAAUGCUGGCGGGAGUGAGACCAGGGAGUCCCCGUGCUUCCGCCUCGGCCCUGCACUUCCCGUCGCCCUCCAUCAUCCAGCAGUCGAGCCCUUACUUCACCCACCCGACCAUCCGCUACCACCACCACCCUGGACAGGACCCCCUGAAGGAGUUUGUGCAGUUUGUCUGUGCUGAUGGCCCGGGGCAGGCCGCCGGACAGCCAAACGGGAGCGGCCAGAGCAAAAUGCCAGGCUCCUUCUUGCUGCCUCCACCUCCCCCAGUGGCCCGCCCAGUGCCCCUCCCUAUGCCCGACUCUAAACCCAACAGCACGCCCCCUGACGGCGGACUCUCCUCGCCCGCAUCUCCGUCAUACUCCACGCCAGGCGCCACAGCUCCCAACAGGUUUGUCGGCAUCGGAUCACGGGACAACAACUUUCUGAACAUCCCGCAGCAGACACAGUCUUGGUUCCUCUGACAAGAUCUGUGUGCAAACCAGCAACAGGAAUUAUUUCUUUACAAUCAGAAAUAGAUGAUAAUUGUCCUCCAAUCACAACACAGUACAGCGACGGGCCAUCACAGCGUAUCUCACCUACCCUUUAGCCAAAACCCGGCGAAUCACCGCAGGAAAAUUCAGCAGCACACAGAGGAACUCUGGACUCAUCGUAAUCAGUCAGAGGAAGUAGCCAUACGGAGCAAAGAACGCUCGGUGGGAAGAUGACGGCAUGGACAAGAGGAGGGCAGGAGAGCGAAGGGUAAGGUGACGAAUGCUUGUCGGAGGGAUGUCUCCUGAAAACAUCAGCACAACAUGACAGCGGCGCAGGACAAGCCUGAGGACAAGAACUUGGCGACACAGCUGUCCAACCAACAUUUGAGCAGAGCCCACAAUGAAAUAUAGAUUUCCAGUGAAAGCCGCGGUCCAGGCUCCACCUAAAACCAGUCAACGUUUCCCUCCCAGAACGAAACGUUGGCUCGAUAAAGGUCCCUUCCGCUAAAGAGACGCCAUGCCAAAAUAUCGCUUGUAGGCUAGCACUUACAGGCUCAAUCAAUUACCAGGAAUCCUAUCGAUGUGCACUAAUUGCCUACGAGGCAUGGAGAGUCAACCACGAGUUGGCACAAGAGACCGUCACGCGUCUCCCCCAAAGUCGAGACCCACCGCUCUCGCAUCUUACACUUUGGUAACAGGAAGUCCGGUCAGACAAAAUCUGUGCCAUGAACGCAGCAUUUUGUGACAUGAAUUUCUCGAAGGUGCGCUCGCAAAGGAAGCCCAGUGAGGCGUCACCGCCCUGUUUGGUUGGCGGUGCAAAGCAACUCUGUCAAACACCAACGUAGAUAGCAGCUACCCACCCUCCUCCCCUCUUGUAAAGUCGGCGAUUGCGUCUGGUAUCUUGUGCAUGUUCUCUUAUUUGACUUCCUUUUGGAUUUGUACUAUUUUAUAAUUGUUUUAUAUUUGAAUGACAGCACCUUAUGAGGAAAUACAGUAGGAUGUUGCAAGGUGGUUUAGCGAAGCCCACGGUCACGUGUGGAGGACGGAGAAGAAAACAAUUCAAACAUUUCGGGGAAACUUUGCUUCUGAAGAAGAUCAAUUUGCGUUUAAGGAUUGGCAAUGAUAACAGUGGGCGUGCCAGCAGCUGGGGCGCGCUCCGAUUGGUCGGUGAAGCCAGUUUGUUCCAAUAUUUUUACCCCAUUAGAAAACGUAAAGAAGCUUUCGUUUAUUCACGCCCUUAUUGGUCAGUGCCAAACACACAGGGUUCAUAGAGCUUUGGGUAUUUGUUAUACUUUUGAUUUUAUUACAACCUGGGAUGGGCAUUUGACUUAGUUCCAAUCAAUAAAUUGUCCAUACGAUACGUUGGACUGGUCGCCAGCCAAUCACAGGCCACUUAUAAACAAACAUCCAUUCAAUUGUUUACCACAGUGGAACCCGUUUGAGUUCACCCCGUCAAUGUCCACAGCAAGUUCUGUUCCAACCUCUUCUGAAUAUUGCCCCCCAAAACACUACCAAGACAAACAUAGUCCACAGAAUUUGGGACACAAAAGGGUAAAUUCGAUUGAAAAUCGGCCUGUUUAUGUUGACUAGUGUUAUAGUUAAGCGUGUAAGUAUCGAAUGAUAUCGGCUUGCGUCUAAAUUAUUAUAUUUUAUUUUAUUUUAUUUAGUUAAGCCCUUUACAAAAAGUAAAUAUGGUGGGCUAUGAGGAGCCAGCAGCUACUCAACAGCUAAGCACACAAUAGCACACAAGCUAGACAUGCAUAAUAAGCGCUUUUAAUUUAACUAUAUUGCUGUCCAAAGAAUGAUUUUUGGCAAUAUAAACAAGUAUCAAAUCAUUAAUGUUGUAUAUUAAUUACAGAUACAAAGUCUCCAAGGGGAAAAAAAAGUAUAGUAGAAAUUAUCCAGUAACAAACAUGUGCGCAUCUCUCAAUUUACAUUAAUUUAAUGAAUUAUUGUGACCCCUUGGUGUCGCCAAAAACAAAUUAAUACUACACUUUAAAAAUCAUACAUUUAGUGUUUUUAUACCCACUAUUGUUUUCUGUUUGACUAAUUUCACUUGAACAAGACGCUACUAAACUUCCGCACUACAAAAUGAUAAAAGCAUCUACUAUGAUCCGUGCUGAUAUCAUAUCAGAUUAAUAUCGGUAUCGGCCAAUACCCAAGGAUCCGGUGCGAUAUCGUAUCGGAAGUGAAAAAGUUGCAUCGAGACACCCUGGUGGUAGUAUUGAUCAUCAUCAUUGCUACCGUCUUCAUUAAAACUUCUGACUUCCUGCUCAGUGCAAAGUCAGCUUCAGAAUAAAAGCAUGGCAGUAUCAACAUGGUUUCUAUACCAGAGCAUGUAUGCCUUUUUAUAAAAAAGUACUUUGCAAACGUUUGUUUCCUAGCAUAAUUGAGGGUCGUUCCAUUCAUUAAAACUUGCUAGAAUUGUAUAAUUCAGCAGUUCUCAACACAAACCCCCCAUAAUUUGCUCUGUAGCUAGCGCCACCAGUUUCACAGUAUUGGCCAAUACCCAAGGAUCCGGUGCGAUAUCGUAUCGGAAGUGAAAAAGUUGCAUCGAGACACCCUGGUGGAAGUACUGAUGUCAUCAUCAUUGCUACCGUCUUCGAUUCCUAGCAUAAUUGAGGGUCGUUCCAUUCAUUAAAUCUUGCUAGAAUUGUAUAAUUCAGCAGUUCUCAACACAAACCCCCCAUAAUUUGCUCUGUGGCUAGCGCCACCAGUUUCACAGUAUCGGCCAAUACCCAAGGAUGAUAUCGUAUCGGAAGUGAAAAAGUUGCAUCGAGACACCCUGGUGGUAGUAUUGAUGUCAUCAUCAUUGCUACCGUCUUCGUUAAAACUUCUGACUUCCUGCUCAGUGCAAAGUCAGCUUCAGAAUAAAAGCAUGGCAGUAUCAACAUGGUUUCUAUACCAGAGCAUGUAUGCCUUUUUAUCAAAAGUACUUUGCAAACGUUUGUUUCUUAGCAUAAUUGAGGGUCGUUCCAUUCGUUAAAACUUGCUAGAAUUGUAUAAUUCAGCAGUUCGCAACACAAACCCCCCAUAAUUUGCUCUGUAGCUAGCGCCACCAGUUUCACGGAUCGUCGCAAAAUUUGGUGGAACUCAUCGUGUUAGAACUCAUGUUUCAAAACAAACAGGGAAUCGGCCAUUUUGGUUUGGAACGGCCAUUGUGGGAGAAAAACCAGGGGUUGAACUUUGACUUUGACCAACUGAGCCCAAAUUUACUGUAAAUCACGGACACUAGACAGAUACUGUAAAACUUCUUACUUCCUGUUCAGUGCAAAGUAAGCUUCAAAAUAAAAGCAUGACCGUGUCAACAUGGUUUCUAUACCAGAGCAACUGGCUUAAUGCCUUUUUUAUAAAAAAUAAUUUAGAUUUGUGUAUAUACAAAAGACAUGAUCAGCUAAUUUCUGUCAUGCCGACAACCACUUAUGUCGACGAAAGUAUGCCAACUUAAGCGGGUUCCACUGCAUUGCCUUUUGUUAAUCGUCUUUCGAACACGAACAAGUCGAGUGUGAAUCAACAGCCGAGAAGUGUAGUCCAUUCUUACCUUAAUUUCUACAAAGCAAUAUUUAAACAUAUUUCAGCAUUUGAUCAACUACGCCCGUCCCUUUUUCCAACGCAUUGUCAGAAUUUGUCAUCUGUCACACUUUGAGCGCGUUCGAAUCCUUACAUUAUGACCCCCAAAAAGCUGUAUGAACCCUGCAAACGUAAGGGCGGCAACUGCAAACUCGAAGGUUUAGACAAUCAAAAGAAGGCGUAUUUCCCGGGGACCGCUUGAGUCGAGAGCAGUCAACCAUGUGGAGCAUGGCUGAGUCUGUGUGGUCAGCGAAACGGAAAAGAAGGGAAAAGGUUGCUGAAUACGGGAAAGUUGUUCUUUUUCUGUCUCCAUUUAAAAAUUUAAAAAAAAUUAAAAGUUUACCUGUUGUUUACACUCCCAGAAGGACCGCUGCUCCAAGAGCGGAGGGAACCACGCUGCGGAGCAAAAUAAAUAUGUGACAUAUCGGUCUGUUUUCAGUCGCCCGUUUUUUUUAAAGCUUAAAGAAAAAUGGUAAAUGAUGGUAAUCUCAGCCUUUUUUAUUGGUUUUAUCGAUGAGCCCUUACUGAUUAAAAAUGCACUAAAACAAUCACGCCAGCCCACCUUUUUUUAAAUUUAUUUAAUCUGUGUUGACGCCAUACCUGUCAACGCUCCCGUAUUUUGUUCCUGCAUUUUUCCCCGUGUUUAAACUCCCAAAAAUAGGAGUUUAUAGGACUCAUAUAAUCAGUUCUUUCAAUUUGACUUUCCUUAUAAUAUUCCCUUUUUUUUUUUUAAUUAAAUGACUUUUCUAUUUAAUACAAAAAAAUCUUAAUACUGCAACUUUUCUAAAGAUAUUUGACGUUUUAAAUGUUUGGGUAGAAUUUUAUAAAACAAAACCAAUUUUCUUUUAAGUAAUUUUGACAUUUAUCAGAACUGUUUUUAAUUUUAUUUUUUUGCACCCAAUAUUAUUACAAAACUGUUGAUUUUGAAUGGGGAAUCGAUUCUGAAUCAAAUAGUUCACCCCCAAGAAUCAAAUUAAAAUCAUGUGGUGCCCAAAGAUACA